AUGAUCUGGAAGCAUUCUUUCAGAGACUUAAACAACAUCACCAAGUCUUUUUCAGUCUAUAACAAUGGCGAAGGCGCGUACCUGUCGGAGCAUUCUUCAAGACAAACUCUGGAAUCUAAUACUGGCAUCGAGACAGCGGUCGGUCAUAGCAGCAUGUUCAUAGGCGGUGGGGCGCUGGCGCUGAUUUUCUACCUGAUUUCACCUUCAAACUCAUCAAGCGAGAACACUUCACACUCCUACACGGACACUCAAAUUCGCUCGAUUUACGGCACUUUCUUUGCAUUGAAUAUGUUAUCUUUCGUUAUAUUCGCAUGUCUACCCACCAAAGAGUACGACAGUAUCGCUUCGAAAUCGAAGACGAGUAUGCCCACUUUGAAGGAACAAUUCGGUGAGUUUCAUUCACCGGUCCUAUGCCUUAUAUGUAGAUUCUUCAUAAUUGACUCACGUAUGAAGAAAUGGUGGAUAGUUAGUAAAAACGCCCAAAAAUACUUCCUUAUUGAAAGAGUAACGUAA
Molecule: messenger RNA, 513 nt
Organism: Cooperia oncophora
Lineage: Eukaryota; Metazoa; Nematoda; Chromadorea; Rhabditida; Trichostrongylidae
Source: the annotation of a GenBank genome assembly